AUACAUAUCCGGUAUUGCAGCUACACCCUUGCAUGUCUUUCUAGACAAUGUGAGUGGAAAUUGAAAGCUUCAAGUAUCAACAGAUCAGCUAUGUUCAAAAUCCGAGAGUUCGUAGAGAAACAUACAUGUCCAUUGAAGGAUAAGGUGUAUAUGCAACAUCAAGCUAGUAGUGGUUUUAUAGCUGGAAUUAUUAAGCCAAAAUUUAGAAAUUAUAAGAGGAAGUAUGUGCCUAGUGAUAUAGUAGAUGAUGUUAAAAAUGAUUUUGGGGUGGAUGUGCCAUACAUGAAAGCAUGGCGUGCUAAAGAAAAGGCUAUGACGGAGUUAAGGGGUGAGCCAGCCGAGUCAUACAAGAAAUUGCCGGGAUACGUAUACAUUUUGGAUAAAACAUACCCAGGUUCUCAUAUAAGAAUGAAGAAAACAUCUGAAAAUGAGUUCUUGUAUCUUUUUGUAGCAUUGUAUGCAUUUAUAAAGGGGUUUGAAUGUUGUCGACCCAUCGUGGUUAUAGAUGGCAGCCACAUCAAAACAGCAUAUAAUGGGACAUUUGUUUCAGCGAGCACGAUGGAUGGUGCAGGUAUGUCAAAAUCAAUCAUUUAGUUAUAUAAAAAGCUUAUAGAACUAAAAAAAAAAAAUAUGUAUUCAACUGAUUUUGCAGGGAACAUACUACCUUUGGCGUAUGGCGUGAUUGAUUCAGAAAAUGAUAAGUCUUGGACGUGGUUCUUCGAACAGUUCAAGGAAGCUUAUGGGCUACGGGAGAGCAUGUGUGUUGUAUCUGAUAGGCAUGAAAGCAUCAUCAAGGCUGUAUCCAAAGUAUAUCCUAAUGUUCCCCAUUUUGCAUGUAUAUGGCAUCUUUGGAAGAAUGUAUACAAUAAAUAUAGAAAGAGUCACAAGGUGCUGAGUGGGGUGUACUAUGCAAUGGCAAAAGCGUAUACGCAGGAUGAGUUUGACAUGCUAAUGGAAAAGGUUGAGACGGUGGAUAUUCGUGUAAAGGAUUACUUGGACUUAGCCGGCAGGGAAAAGUGGUCUAGGCUUUAUGCUCCAGUCAACCGAGCAUGGACAAUGACGUCUAAUAUUGCUGAGUCUAUCAAUUCAGCUCUCGUACAAGCAAGAGAAUUGCCAAUAUUUGAUUUUCUGGAAAAAGUUAGGAUUAUGUUUGGGCGCUGGAAUUUCACUAACCGACAAAAUGGUUUGUAUACAUUCACAACACUUGGGAAGAAAUUCAAUGAAAUGCUUUCCAUUAAUGAGCGUAAAUCUGCACGCAUGACGGUAAUACCAUCAACCGAAUACGUGCACACGGUAAUUGAUGAGGGGCGGCGUUUCAUAGUUUGUAUUGAAAAGAAGACAUGCAGUUGCAAAGAGUUUCAGAUGGAGGAGAUUCCCUGCCCACAUGCCUGGGCUGUUCUUAAGAAAACAAAUCUCACAGCCGACAACUAUUGCUCAAAAAUAUACAAACCUGAAACUGUGAUGAAGACUUAUGAUAUCCCAGUUUAUCCUCUACCCGAUGAGAGUGAAUGGAAAAUACCUGGAUACAUUUUGGAAGAGGUAGUUUUUCCACCAAGAUACAAGAGACCGCCUGGAAGGCCAAAGAAGAAGCGCGAUAAUUCUUUAUCUGAAUGGUUUUCAACUAAACGUACAAAUUCGUGUAGUAGGUGUGGACAUGUUGGACACAAUAGGCGUUCUUGUACAAAUGAGCCUCGAAGAAAGUAGUUGGUGGUUC
Molecule: messenger RNA, 1714 nt
Organism: Lycium barbarum (goji berry)
Lineage: Eukaryota; Viridiplantae; Streptophyta; Magnoliopsida; Solanales; Solanaceae
Exons: 2
Coding region: 631-1704 (357 amino acids)
Molecular function (GO): nucleic acid binding; zinc ion binding
Source: RefSeq, a predicted model, not a curated record